CAGCGCGCACGAGACAACUGACAGCGGCGCGUGGCAUCGGUCUGGCAGGCUAAGGCAGAGAGCGAAUAACUGCUGGAGGCAAUGUACUCACAAGCUUUUAAUUCUCCCACUUGGAUCUACCUGACUAUGGGGUUACUCAUUACAGGAGGGUCACUAAUGCGGCAGCGGGCAUGGUCUACUUCAUUGGCGUUCUGGGUACCGCUGCUCGUUUUGCUGGGGCGCCUGUGUUCCUUCUGGCUACCUACGCCUGUUGGAGUCGCGAUCUUCAGCGCCGUCUUCUGGUUCGUGGUUAGGACGGGUUCACAAGACAAACUUCUCCCUACUGAAGGAAAAGCGGUUUUCAUUACAGGGUGCGACACAGGAUUUGGAAAAACAGCUGCUAUCCAGAUGGACUCACUUGGCUUUCAAGUGUUUGCCACUGUGCUAAACAUGGAGGGGCCUGGAGCUUUAGAGCUUCGAAAGAGAUGUUCACCUAAGCUGACCCUAAUUCAGAUGGAUAUGAGAAAACAUGAGGACAUCGAAAGUGCCUUACAGAUUACAAAAAAGAAGCUUGGACGAAAGGGACUGUGGGGUUUAGUGAAUAAUGCUGGAAUCUGCACCACUAUUGGAGAUGCUGAACUUUCUCUCAUGUCCAGCUAUAGAGGCUGCAUGGAGGUCAAUUUCUUCGGAACAAUAAACGUGACAAAGAUGUUCCUACCAUUGGUGCGGCAGGAGAAAGGGAGGAUUGUAACCAUUUCAAGUCCAUCAGCGGAACAGCCAUUUCCUUCUCUGGCCGCUUAUGGAUGUUCAAAAGCGGCUUUGAACCUUUUCAUGAAAACUCUGCGGCAAGAACUUAAACUGUGGGGUGUCUCUGUCUCCACCAUCCUGCCAUCAGCCUAUAAAACAGCUCCUUCUAGAGACCCAUUUUAUUGGAAUGACCAGUGUGAACAUCUGAUUCGCAAUCUGCCGCCUAGCCUUCUAGAAGAGUAUGGAGAAGAGUAUGUUCAGGAGACCAAGCACCUUUUCCAAGAAUUUGCCAAACACACAAGUGAAGAUUUCAGCCCUGUUAUCAAUAGGAUUGUGGAAGCUCUGUUGUCCAGCAAGCCAAACAGUAGGUACUAUGCAGGACGAGGUAUCAGGCUCAUGUAUUUCAUUAACGAUUACUUGCCAUCAGAGGUCAGUGACCGGUACCUUCAAAAGAUCUUCCUGAAAAAGAAGAUUUUGCCCAGAGCUUUAAAUAAUUCAAAACCACCUUCAUGAAUAGUAAAAAAAAUGUGAUGUAUGUGCAGGAUCAAGUCUCUGUUAUGCAAGUGCAUUUCUGCAGGGGUCAAUAUACACCAAAAUCCGCAAUACAAACCUCACAAAAAUCUGAGGAGUCAAUCAGGUCAAAUUCACUCAAUCGACAAUCAAUUGUUAUCCACCAUUCUGAUUUCCUUUACACAAAACAAUUUCUUUUGCUAUAUCUGAAGUCCUUCUUAGAAUGGUCUGUAAUGAACUAAUGCCAUCAGAAAUGUAAUUCAAAGAGGGCUUACACACAUUUCCUGGGUACACUGGUCUGUAAAACUUAAGCUUCCAUUUCUGAAAAAAUAGUCCAUUGCUUGUUCAAUCAUCAUUUUUCUGAACACAUAUCAACUUCAGAACACAACUAAUACAUUAGAACUGGAUUAUGAUACUAUAACAACUUUCAUUUGUCUUUGCAUUAAAUGAAAAGUAUCACCUUUUAUUUAUGCCAGUUUGCUUUAGCAGAAUCAGUGCAACCUGUGAAUUCUGUAAUUUUGUACUGUAACUCAUAUAUCCUUUUAUUUGUUAUUAUUAAAACUGAUUUUUACGACAAUG
Polypterus senegalus (gray bichir) is the source of this 1815-nucleotide messenger RNA. It is a transcript of the gene hsd11b2, whose product is annotated as hydroxysteroid (11-beta) dehydrogenase 2. Bases 82 to 1239 code for a protein of 385 amino acids. The record is from RefSeq and is a predicted model, not a curated record. Gene Ontology annotation, molecular function: oxidoreductase activity. The transcript is spliced from 5 exons. NCBI's taxonomy places the organism in Eukaryota, Metazoa, Chordata, Cladistia, Polypteriformes, Polypteridae.